AUGGAUCCUUGGAGCAGCAGUGUGCCCUCGGCGAUAAUUGGCGCCGCCCCGCCGCUAUUCGACUAUUCGGAUCCGCUUUUAUCUCGUCUUUUGGACACCAAAAGGAGCCUUCUUGGUGGCCUUGACGACACCCAAGAGGUGGUUGGCGAGGACGAGGAAAGUGAAAGAAAAGCGCCAUCUCCACAAUUCCAGUUCUUUUCGGCUGUUUGUGAGGGAGACGUUGUCACGGUGGAAGCCGUUGCCAAAGAGAACCCUGGUGUGGUUCUGCAAACGUAUCCUGAAGAGGAAGGUGUCACGCCUCUUAUAUUUGCUGUGGCCUUUGAUCACCAGGAAGUGGCAGAGUCGCUCUUGUCUUCAUACUCGGUUGAUGCAGAUGUUCCAGACGGAACUCCAAUUGGCUACUCGCCGCUCAUGUGGGCUGUCCACUUGCGUAACUUGCCUAUGGUGAAGCUUCUUUUGGACUACCAGGCUGAUCCUCAAUAUUCGCCCAAGAGCGACGGCAAAAACGCAGUUUCUUUGGUAACUCCUGACGAUUUGGCCACGUAUGAGUUUUUCAGGAGCCACAAUCUCUUGAAUAAGGAUCUGAACAGAGGAAGCGAGAUCUUCGAAAGCGAUCCUUUCCAGCAUGAUACUGGAGACAUGGACUCCUUGACCCACCAGAUCAGAAUGCAAACUGCCGGCUUGUCGCUUGAUGCUGAUGACGAUGACGACAAUGUCAGAGAGAAGGAAUUGGACGAGGAAGCUGAAUUGUCGCUCGAUACAGAAUUGGUCCAGACCCCAGAGUACGACUACGAGAAGCUCCUCCCUGAGCAGUACAUCAAAUUCACAGACUCAGAUAUCCCGUCUUUGCUUGAUUAUAUCUUCAACUUGAGAACUGAUAACACCUCGUUGCAGCAUUCCACCAAGGUUCCUGCUGCCAUCGUCUUCCAGCUCGUUAGAUACUCCCACUUUAAAGUGCACAGCAAGGACUUGACUGAGUUCCUUUUCGAAUGCUUUUUGGCUAGAUUGAGGUCAGUAACCAACACAAAGUCUGGUGUUUUUAAUAUGGCCAUUGCCGAACAGAGCGAUAAAGCUGCUGCAUUGGGGGCAGGUGAUAUCGUGCUUUUGAGUUACUGGCUCUCGGCCAUCCAGUUCUUGCAUUUCUAUUUCGCUAAAGCGAACAUCUAUCACGACUAUCCAGCUUUCCUUCAAGAGUUUGUUAACAUUAACCAGUCAUUAAUCGCAACCCUUUCCUUCUCCAUCAACUCGAGGCUUAACUUGUUGGUCGAUGAAUGUUUGCUUAAAUUCACCAACUUGGUCGAUGUGUCGUCCGUGUUGUACGCCAAGGACUGGAACUUUUUCAAGAACAAAACCAACAUCAAGGACCAGCCAAGCACUUACGAUGACAUCUUGGAUAUGCUUUACCCACCUACAAUGAAAGAGUUGAUGAAACCUUCGCCACUCAAAUACGUACAGGUUUUAGGAGCUCUCGACUACGUGCUCAAGUUACAUGAAGUUGAUCCCUUGUUGAGACUCCAAACCUACUCGCAAGUGUUUUAUUACAUCAAUGCCACCAUAUUUAACAGGCUUGUGGCUAAUUCGAAAUACUGUUCGCGUGCCAAAGCUAUCCAGAUUCGUCUCAAUGUCUCCACUUUGGAAGACUGGUUGAGAUCUCAUAAUUACAGCAUCUACAAACCUGAAAAAGCCGGUGGAUUAAUAGAACUUUUGAAACCUGAAGAAGGAGGCCAUCAGUUGAGAUUGCACAAUCUUCUUGACGAAUCUCCACAGACGGAUGGAAGUGUCGCUGACACCAAGAACCCCCACUGUCUCGCUUUUUACUAUAGAUCGUUGUAUCACAUUGGCAAGAGCCAGUUGAUGCCCACCAUAGAGCUAUUGCAAUGGUUGCAAUGUAUGUCGGCGCUUAAGGAUGAGGAGAGUCUCAUCAACACCAUUAAUCAGUUCGAUACGCUCAACUACUACCAGUUGUUCAAGGUCGCAAACAAGCUUUAUCGUUACGAAGUCGAGGAGACUAAGCUACCGAAGCCACUUCUUCAGUAUCUUAAACGUCUUAUGAACGAGCACGGCGAGAAGCAGAUUGAACGGAGUCUUUUGCAUUACAUGACGCAGAGCACGUUUUUGCUGAAGGAGUUGUACAUUUACCUCAACCCCAACUUCAUUUUCAGCGUUGGCUUGCCCAACUUAAACGAGCUCAUUGUCCGCUACGGAGCAGGCCUUGGAGGCAUCAAGUCGCUCAGAGCCAAGAAGUUCCAGCCAACCUUGCCAGUCACUGUGUUGGACGACGUGGAUGAUAUUCUCACGAAGAACAAGGAGUCCAACAUGAACGAUACCUAUGACUACGAAGAGCACACGGACGACGAGGCCGAGGAAGAAGAGCCAGUCCAGACUAGUAAUGGUGACGAUAUCGACGAAAGACCAGCUGUGGACGGGAACUCGAAAUCUUUCAAGGGUGAUGAACUCUUCAAGACCGUGCAAGUUCCUCUGUCGCUAGUGCACAGAAACUGGGGUGAUAAUGACGAGAAUCCAUGGUAG
This is a messenger RNA of Candidozyma haemuli, 2529 nucleotides long. RefSeq lists its product as uncharacterized. Gene Ontology annotation, molecular function: GTPase binding. The record is from RefSeq and is a predicted model, not a curated record. The transcript has a single exon. Lineage: Eukaryota; Fungi; Ascomycota; Pichiomycetes; Serinales; Metschnikowiaceae. Bases 1 to 2529 code for a protein of 842 amino acids.